Molecule: messenger RNA, 1477 nt
Organism: Danaus plexippus (monarch butterfly)
Lineage: Eukaryota; Metazoa; Arthropoda; Insecta; Lepidoptera; Nymphalidae
Gene: SPARC
Product: SPARC
Exons: 8
Coding region: 166-1119 (317 amino acids)
Biological process (GO): anatomical structure development
Molecular function (GO): collagen binding; protein binding; extracellular matrix binding
Source: RefSeq, a predicted model, not a curated record
CGAAACACGUGAAUGGAAGCAAGUGAGUAAAUACGAGGAGCCGUGCGACCGCGGCUGGUUGGAGGAGGAAGCGACCACGAGCGGCGAGCGACCGCGCGGCGCGCAGUCCGACGGAGGUGGUCGACGGAGACGGUGACUCGAACGGUUACUGGGAAUAGAAUCACGAUGAAGGGACAUAUCUUGCUGCUGGCCCUGCUGGUCGCAGCAGUUUGUAUGACGGAGGCAAAGGUUCGUCGUCGUCAUCGGCGGCUGCGCCCCACAACCACCACGGAGCCCUCAAUGUUGGCUCACGCACGGCUCUUCCCCGGCAGAGAGGACACGGAAGCAGAGCAUCUCGAGCUGGGCAUGGCCGAGAGACUUGACGAGAAGAAAUUCCAGGAAUCAGAGAGAGCCCGCAUCAAUGAACUCAUGAAUGAAAUCGCUGAGUCGGAUCAGAACGGGAAUGAAGUUUUCUUAGAUGAUCCGUGUCUGAAAGUGCACUGCAGCGCCGGCCGCGUGUGUGAAAUCAACGAGCACGGGGACGCCGUCUGCAACUGUAUCAAGGAGUGUCCCUACGAGACGGACUCGCGCCGGAAGGUGUGCACUCACCACAACGAGACCUGGUCGUCGGACUGUGAGGUGUACCGCCAGCGUUGUCUGUGUCUGGACAACUCGGAGCUGUGCCGGGGACCGCAGUACCACCACGUUCAGAUCGAGUACUACGGAGCCUGUCGCGAGAUGCCCGAGUGCACCGAGAGCGAGAUGUCGGACUUCCCGCGUCGGAUGCGCGACUGGCUGUUUAACAUCAUGAGGGACAUGGCGGAGAGACGCGAGCUGUCCCCGCACUACCUGAGCAUGGAGCGCGAGGCCGAAAGCAACCUAACUCGCCGCUGGACCAACGCCGCCAUCUGGAAGUGGUGCGACCUGGACGCCCACGACAAUGACCGCUUCGUGUCCGUCCAUGAGCUGUUCCCCAUCCGCGCGCCGCUCAUGGCGCUGGAGCACUGCAUCGCGCCCUUCCUCGACCGCUGCGACGAGGACGACGACCACCGCAUCACGCUGGCCGAGUGGGGCAAGUGUCUACAGCUGGACGAGUACGAGCUGGAGGACCGCUGCGACGAGCUCACCGACGAGAUGUGAACGCGCCCGGACUAAGCCCGGACCAGCCUCGGAGCGCGCUCUGAGGACUAUUAUUUUUAAUUCUUAUUAAGUAGAGUCUAAGAUCGCAAGUUACGACUAAUAAUAAUUUUACAUUAUCUAAUUUUCAUAUGUGACUGUGUAACAUUUCCUCUUUAUUGUAAUAAAUUUAAACUUUAUCGUAGUAAAUGCGAUACUACUUUAAAAAAAAACAGACGUAUCUCAUCUCCGAUCACUGCCAGCAAGCAGGGGGUCUUUAACCCUAGAAGAUAUUAAACAAAUAUCAACAUGUGUGACCAAUAAAUUUACUGUGAUUAUAAACCAAAAAAUGUUUUAUGUGAAAUAAAAGAAUAUCAAAGUA